GUGAUACGGCUGUUUUUGAGCGCGACAUAAUACGGCCACCUGUCAUCUAGAACACGUCUGUUUUCCUCUACGUCCUACAUCGAAACGCUUUCUAUCGCGCACGGUAUGGCUGACUUGAGCCAUGCAAUAGGAAGAGACUUGAUACCAGUUGAGUUUCAAAAUCCUGACAACAGCACCAGUUUGUUUUUGAGUCCGUUGAAAGACGACAAUAUUCAUGAAAAGACAACGGCUUCCGAACCGACUUGCUUGACGGACGACGAUUUUCUGAACGAAAACACGUUUCGGGGCCCGUUCUCACAGUCGCAACUCGCGAGCAACAACGGCAGUGUGUCAAGCGAACUCAAGCGACAUUUUUUUAGCACCGCGCCGAGUACAGCAACUAACUCAAUGUUUCACGAUCUUUCUCCAGGCAGCUUGUGGACACCGCAAAGCCGAGACGAUAUCCAAUCUCAAACAAUGGCGAUUUCGUUCGCGGGAAACACACCGAACCAUUAUCACGCGCCGAAACCUAACAGAAUCCCAAACUCGAAUUAUCCCACUUCGAUGGCGCCUCAAGGAAAACGGAAUCUACCAGGAUACUCGUUUUUACCUAUAGGCGGCUCUACGAAACCUUCAACAGGAUGGAACGCUACGAACGGACAGCCAGUAUCAGGUUGGCAGCACUUUUCUGCCAAUCCAACUUGGCAGUUUCAUUCAAGUCCCAGUUACGGUAUGACAAACCAGGUCAGUGUGAUUGGACAAAGAAACGGUGUUGCUUUGAGUAACGGUCGCCCGUCAUUUCCUCCCUCAAGCAGACAUCCUCGCGGACAAAGGUCGAAUCUAAACGGACUUUAUUCAAGACCAGUUUGUACGGCAAAUUUAACACAAGGCUUGCAAGGGAUGAGUUUGUCCGAGCGGCCUAUUGAUGGAACAGUAGUUGGCGACUCUGGCAUCCUAGGAAUAUCUGGGAAUUUAACGGAAUUGUCCAACUCUCUAUAUAUGGUAAGAAUCGCUUUCAUUUUCAACAAAAAAAUAGAAAGACUUUACAAAGUUCUUUUCAAUCGUUGUGUUUGAGAAAUUGUCUGAACAUUUCUCUCAGGUGUUGUUAAAGGUCUUAUAUAGGCAUAUAGACAAAUGUUGACAAUAAAAAGCCUGUUCUUUACCGGUGUGUUAGGGAAUUUGACUGAUGCUGUAUACCUCAGUUCCCACUCAUGUAAGACAUGAAAAAUCUGUAAGGUUUUCCCAACAAAAUUUGACUUCUACGGUCACAGCAAGAUGACUCGAUUAUAAUCGAUUUUCAUUUUAAAUCAUUAUGUAAGAAACGUUUUAAACAGGAAAAAGGUUUUUUUUUAACAAAGAAUAAUUUGUAAGCUGAACAUAUAAAGUGCGCAAUUAAAAAUUUGAGGGACUCGUAUAUCUGUAUACGACAUUUCCAACAUCGUAUAUAGGAUAUAAAAUUCACAGCGAAAUAUUCUCAGUGUUCAACAUGGUUUAUAUUUUAGUUGUACGUUAGGCAACCGUUUUGAGCAUUUACAUUGCUGCUUUUUUAAACACAGUUGCAAACAUAAUGUGUACUACUAUAUAUAUAUAGUCUCCGUAUACGCGCGGAAAAUAAAACUGAUUCAGAAAUCAUUUUACAGCGAAAACAUGAGAAAAAAUACUACCAAAAAUAAAGCGUCUUGUAUGUUAGAAGACCUUAUCUCUAUACGAAUACGAAUAUACGACUACAUAAAAAUAGAGGAUUUUGUUGUAUAAUUUCAGCAAAUGGUUCUAAAAGUCUUAAAAAUGUCGACGAGAGAUUCUGAAUAUAGACACAGGAGCUCACAGAUAAAUGUUUAAAAUAAAUUCUGUCAUUUCAUUGAAAAUGUAGCCAAGAAUGGGUUAUAUCACAUCUUGAGUUUUAUGCUAUAAUAUAGGCAUAUUUAAUUUGUAAUAGAAAAAAAUAAUACGGCCUAACAGUAACAUGCAUUUUAACGAUUUCGUUCAAAAUGCAAUUAGUGUUUCGGGAAGACAAGCCUUGGGCAGAAAUAUUUAUCUGCAGAAUUGUAAUUAUGAGUUGAAGGAAAUAAAUAAUAUUCGCGUAGUUGUGUCGCUGGGAAAUAUCCCAGAGAAACAGCUGUCCUAAGAUAAAUAAUGGGUUCAGCUAGCUAUCUCUUUGUGUGAUCACAAAACGCGCGUGCCCACAUGCUCAAAAUACAACAAACGUGUGAAUUCGUUAACAUAAAUGAAUUUGUGUUCUUUUAGGAUAAAAACAAGCACCAUGGCCAUUCAAAGAUUUCAAAUUUAGAGAGCAGUCUAUUGGAUAUGAUAAAAUCACCGUCUGAUUGUUCAGACAAUUUAACGGGUAACAUAUAUAUAGAUACAAAAUUUCAGUAUAUUGAGCAAUAUACUUGGAUGUAUGAAAUUCUAAUGUAGGUCAUCCCUAGUCCCCCAAACACAAGAAGCGCGGCCAUGAUUUAUAACACUUCCAUAUAAAGACCAUAACAGAAGAGUGUUUCGAGUUUGACUCAACCAAACACGACGUUUUAGUUCUCCGGUUUCUCCUAUAACACUGGACCAUUAAAAAUUAUGACCCUUAGUGCAUGGUGGAGUGUUACUGCAGAAGUCCGGAGUACCAAGAGAAAUCCUGCAGUGUUUGGUUGAAUCAAACUGGAAGCGCUUUCCUUACAUGCGACAGAUGUGAAACUAUACCAAAACCCAACUUUUCAUAUGUGAAAUAAGCAUGAAGACAUAGAGACAGGAACUUUAAAAUUAAUCAUCAGUUUCAUUUGUAAUAAAACGUAAACCAAGCUUGAGGCACAGCAGUAUAUAGAGAUUAAGCAUUGUAGUCAUGGUAAAUGCUUUCCAAAACGUGGAAUAUUUUCGUGUGAAAGUGUUAAUUUUCGAAGCCUGUUUCCCAGUCGAUUUAUCUGAUAAAUCUUCUCCUGCAUGGGGUGAUAAAUUGCAGACUAGAACUAAUUUUAACAUUAGAAAGCUUUAACGUCAACGAGAAAUACUAUUUGUCUAAUUGUCUGCGUUUUAUUGCGGUAAAUAGACAGCCUGUGUUUUCAAGCAAAGCUUUCGUAUUCAUUUGACAACUUAGGAAAUUAAUUUUGAAUCUUUGUGUUCAUCUGUAUGCAAAUCAUUUAAAUAAUUAUUAUUCAUGAGCGGAAAUAUUGUCUAAAUUGACGUUGAAAUGCUUGCAUAUAGUACAUUGCAUCCUAUAUCGAACUUUUACUGUAUAAGAAACGAAAUUGAUGAAAGUUCGAUAUUGAACUGGAGUUGAUAUACUUUUUAUCAUAUAUUAUACUUUUUAUAUACCACCAAUUCAUCUCAAUAUCUUCAUAUUUUUUCAUUGGAAAAUAUACAUAUUCAGAAAAAAUCUGAAAUAUAAAAUUAGACUUGUUCGCUAUCACUACUCGACGACAAAGUAAAAUGCAAUCCCAGAGUACAACAAACGGAAACAUGUCUGAUGUGAUAUCUGGUUGAAAUGAACUCAUAAAUAUUAAAAUGCAAAAUUUUUUAAAACCCAAUGGUAUUGUACAAACUACUUGUACUUUCUUUCAUAAUCAUUAAAAAAAAAACUAAAACUUUUAGAAGAAAUUAAAAGCUGCAAAAGCUAGAAAAUUUUCGCUCAUUAAUAAUUGCCACUCACACAGGCUUUGGCUUUUGCUAGAAACGUCUUCACGCCCACACCAACGCAAACAAUUAAAUUCGGAAGAAAAAUAAACGAAAUUAUCAAAUAAUGCUUCCUCCAUCGCGUUUCACCUGCUUCCGAAAUAUAUUGAUCGAAGCGCCGUUCAUUUUAAUAUGUGUAUAAGCUAGCAAGUUACAGACGUGAUAUAUUUCACAGGAAGACGCCGAGAUUCCAGUGUACGAUAAAGGCUUCUCGCAUAAUUAAAAAGCGGAUCUACGACUAUAUUUUGCUUUAAACGAGUAAAAAUAAACUCUGAAAAGAAAUAACAGUGGUAUAAAGUUUCAAUAAAGAAAUAUUUUUCAUUUAGUUUGGCCGGUAGCUUUAAAACUACUUUCUUCUGAAGAAAGAAUUCUUCUUGAAAUUUUUCUUCUUCACAAAUGUUUUAACGUUUUUAUUUGGUUUAAAACCAUAUAAACAUGCCCUAGACUAUGGUUUAGUGGUGUUUUGUUUACAAAACCUGAGGAUUUUUAUUUAAAAAUAUGUUGGUUUUGUUGGGCGAAAAAGUUCAUGCCAUGUGUUUGCAGUGUGUAUGAUCAUGCUUCUGAUAAAUUUCUAUCUAAAAAUGAGAUCUUUUUGAAUAGUAAUUUAAAUUAGAGCCUCGCGGGUUUUAUGCAUAAUUCUAAAUUAUUUUGGCUUUUCAAUUCGUGAAUCUUGAUUGCAUAUCAUGGCAAUUUUAGACAACAAUUACUGAAUUAGUGUCAAGUCAUGUUUCUAAGGAAAACGCCUUUUUCUUUAAUGUGCACAGUGCAUGUAUGACCAAAGAAGAAUGUAUUAGCUUUCCUUAAAAAAACCAUUUACAGCAACAUUAAAAACAACGUCUAAUUAAAUUUGUUUGAAAACUGAGUUGAUUAAUGUGGAAGCAACUUGAACAGUCGUUCAUAAAUAGCAAAAAAAUCAAUGUUUGGGCUCGCGUUUUCAUUGUUUUUUGAGCAAAUACAUUACUAAAAUGAAUGAUGCUUCCAAACGGUUAAAGACAAUCUUUAUAUAACCGAUCAGUGCCCAGCCCUAGGAUUUCAUAUUGUUCGGAGAGUAUAUAUAAUAAUACUAGAAAGGAUUUUACUUACCCACAUUUAAUAUUUUUCUUUUUAGCAUUCCGGGCACAGCUACAAAAGAAGUCAUACAAUCAAGGUUAGUUCGCGGAUGAUAUAUGCAAAUGGUAAAUUCUGAAAAAGUAUCCUAUAGAAAAAAGUAUCGACUAUAAAACUUUGCGAAAUUCAAGAAUAAUCACUUUAGCACAUUGUAAGAUCACAUGUAAGAUCACACCUAAUGAAUAAGUUCUUAUGCAAAAUAUUGCAAACACUCGUGGUUGGCUUAUACAAGCGGAGGGGGUCAUGAAAAAAAGGGAACUGCCAGGAUUUGCCUAUUUCUUCACUAGGGAAAUAAAAUUUCAACCACGGGGAAUGGUAUUUUAAAUAUGAAAUGCUUUUCGUACUUACAUGUAUAAUGUAUUGACAUAUUGUUUUGUUCCAUAGAUCAGACAGUACCAUCUUUGGGUUCAUCUCUAAACACCUCUCCGAAAUCAGAUGAUUCACUGGAACGAUAUUCUAGGAAAGUUUUCGUUGGUGGUCUACCUCCCGACAUUGAUGAAGGUCAGUUACGAGAAAACUAGAAUAAUGAAUGGAAAAUAUGAUUAGAUAUAUUAUUGGGAAUUUGGACUGAAGGAAGGCUAGUUAGGAACAUGGUUGGGAGAAUAUAAGUCAGGAUGGACUAGUGAACGUUUUUGUAAGUUCUUUUUAAUUUUUAGUGAAAGCUAGGAUAAUAGUUUAACUAGGAAUUUCAUGGGAUGGAAUAGAGUAAGUAAAUGGUCAAGUAUAUAUGGAAUGGAACAGAAUGGUUAGAAAUUAUAGGACAGGAUAUGAAGGAUAUAGGAAGCCUCGUUAGGAAGAGAAUAUACAAAUGUGAGGAAUAAGAUAAAGGAUAAUUUGGGAUAAGAUAGGAAAAACUAGGAUGGGGUGAGAAACCAGAUGGUUACGUAAUAAGCGAAAAUCACAAAAUGAAAUGAGGAAACUUGUACAGUGUGGAAUAGAAAGAGGAAAUCAAACGACGUAGAAUAAAUAAUACACGAAAAGUAGAAUACAUCCCUACCUCAACGACAUAUUCUUCAGUGUCCACCAUUAAACACUGAACUGUAAAACUGAAUGAUAAAACUAUAUAAACAUAAGCCUCUUAUUAACUAUUCUCGGUAAAUGUAACAUGCAGAAUCAGCCCCAUAAAGAAACAUCGUAUUACUUGAGAUAUUAAUUCUAUAAUUUUUGCUUUGCGUAGUUGAAAUCCAUGCAAGUUUUUGCAAGUUUGGAAAUCUAACAGUCGACUGGCCUCACAAAGCUGAGAGUAAAUCGUACUUUCCUCCAAAAGGUGAGCAAGUAUUCAUAAAUCUAUGGUUUGACUACUUUUAAAUUUGGCAUGGAAUACCCUACACUCUUGUCUACAUUUUCUGCGCAAACCUAUAAGUAUAUACUUAACAGAAUGCGCUUUGUUUUUUUCAAGGUUAUGCGUUCUUGCUGUUCCUUGAAGAGAUUUCAGUGCAACGUCUUAUCGAAGCUUGCAUUGAACAGGAUCAAAAACUGUAUCUGUGCGUCUCAAGUCCAACAAUUAAAGAUAAACCGGUAUGUUUCACGUUUGAAAGCACCCUUUUAAACCAUUCAUUCAUAUACCAUAGCUUUAGCUCAGGCUUUGAACACAGCGGUAAAUAUUGCAUAUAGAAACACUAAGUAAUUGGGCUAAAUAUAAAAGACUUAUAUGAAAGACUUUUCAUUGGUGUAAACAGAUGCCCUUAAAAGAAAAAUUAUCUUACUUGGUCUUGCAGUAAGCAGGCGUGGCAGCGAUUGAUAUAGUGGUGUUUACCUCUCGGAUAAUAAGGGAUGUGCCCAAAUUUAGAUUCAUCAUCAACAGCUGUGAAUGCUACCAAAGAAAAUAUUUUGAACAAACUCAUCUUGUUCUUGUUAAGGUUCAAAUCCGUCCCUGGUGUUUAUCCGAUGCAGACUUUGUCAUGGAUGCUUCCCAAGUGUUAGAUCCACGGAAGACAAUAUUUGUCGGAGGUGUUCCCCGCCCUCUUCGAGCUGUGGAACUCGCCUUGAUUAUGGAUCGUCUGUAUGGAGGCGUGUGCUAUGCUGGUAUUGACGUUGAUCCCGAACUGAAAUACCCCAAAGGUAUAUUUCACGGAUGUAAAUUACUUGUUGGGAGCAGGGUGGGGUCAGACACUAAUUUGGUCUCUAAAGUUAGAAAAAUUCCAGACCUGGAUGCUUAAUGUUCCUCGAAUCCUAAAUUUGCUUUUUUCAAGUGUUCUUCAAAAGUGCACAAAAUAAAAAAUAUUUGAUUAUAUUUAGUAAAUUAUAUUUCUCCAUUGUGUGUUGCAAAAAUAAAGCAUUCUUGCUCGUUCCAUGAUUCCUAAACCACAAUAUAAAGUCUAUGUGAAAAUGUUCCUCAACCUUGCCGGAAAAUAUUCCGUAGUACUCAAGAUUCUGAGAUCACACUUUUUCCAGGAUUAGAUAGUUCCAUCAGUAACAACACCGUCUAAUGUGCAUACUUCAAAUUUGUCCGUGCUGAGAGUUUUCCCUCAAAUUAUUGCAGGUGCCGGACGAGUUGCAUUUUCCAACCAACAAAGUUACAUCGCAGCUAUCAGUGCACGUUUUGUUCAGCUUCAACACGGCGACAUUGACAAGAGGGUAAGGAUUUCUAAGACGUUUUUCGUGGAUAGCAUGAGUAGUUACGAACCAGACAUAGUACUACAGUGCGCAUGAAGGAAACUCUAUAUAGUGAUGUUACAUUGAGCUGCUCAGCUUCAGGGCUGAGUUAGAUUGAGCUGCUCUUUCAUUUCCUACAAGACAUCUGAAUCAAGGACACUUUUUUUUAUUUAAAAAUAUGCCACUUUGGCUUUGAAGAUUCACGAAGUUUACAAUGUACAUGUUUAAAAAUUUACGUUAAUAGUCCAAACUCAUGUUUCAAUUGAACACAGAAAUCAGAAUCUUUAAGAUUCUUAAAAGCAAUACCAUGAUGGAGUUUAAGCACUUAUGCUGAGUACAUAUCGUGUUUUCUACCAACAGGUCGAAGUAAAACCUUACGUCCUUGACGACCAAAUGUGUGAUGAAUGUCAUGGGGUGCGCUGUGGCGGAAAAUUCGCGCCAUUUUUCUGCGCCAACGUCACGUGCUUGCAGUAUUACUGUGAACAAUGUUGGUCGAUCAUUCACUCGAGGGCUGGACGCGAGUUUCAUAAACCGCUGGUCAAAGAGGGUGCAGACCGUCCACGAAGUUUGCCGUUCAGAUGGUGAGCGGGGAGUGGACACGAACGAAGAAAUUUUGAAGUAACAGGUUUUUAGAAAAACUGGAGGGGGUGUAAAUAUUGGAAAAAGGUGAAAAAAGGGGGGAUUAUAACGAGGUUCAGUUUUGUAGUUGCAUUUGUAAGCGGUCUCAUUCUCGCUCCAAGUAAUUGUAAACAAGACGCGCGCAACAGCAAAACGCUAUUGAACAUCACAACGCAGAAACGACUUGACAGUCCAGGUAUAUUUCAGUCUGUGGACCAUCGUUGAGCUACUUGAACAGGAAAACACCCUAUGAUUUGCCGAAGUCGAACUAUUUCGUGUUUAUGUUUAUUGCUGGGAUUUUUUGUUGUACUUUGUUGUGAAAAAUAUCUUUUAGAGAACAAGUUAUUUGAUGUUUGAAAGCGUUGAAGGUAAUUUCAGUUCAACUAUGAACAGCGCAAAUUUUUCCUUUACUUUCAAUAUACUUCAUCUUACAGGAAGUAUAAUGAGCCAAUUUAACUAAAUCCAGAAUAUUUCAUAUCAUGCAGAUUAAACGCUAUAAAGCAAUUACAAACGCUGACCUUGUUAAUAAUAAUUUCUUCGGAUGGGCCCUACCGUUUUUAGUAUUAUACUUUAUUUUUACUUUGAAAAAUUAUAUUCCUAACUUAAACUUUGUACUAAAACAUUUCCAUAUUUUACCAUUUUAAAUAUAUUUUAGAUUAAGACAAAGCGGUUCAAAUGUUGCAUGCAAAUACUAAUUAAUACGUCUGUAAUACAGACCGAAAGAUGUUUUCAGGAAUCUUUAAAAAUUCUAAGAAUUAGAUGCUCAGAAAUUCUAUGAAACUUUGAUCCAAAAGAUAAAGUUGUACGUUUCUAUUUGCCAUUUUUAAUAAGUACCGCGGAUUUUUAUGUUAUAAAUAGUUAUCUUAAAAAAUAAUAAAAAAAAUAUUGUGGCCAUGGGGACACAAACAAAAAAAGUUGGGGAGGGACGAAAAGCACACCAGUCGAAUUCAUUGCUGGUAAAGACAACUUGUAAAUUGUCAAAAUGUAUUUCUAAACGACGUGAAUAAUUGAUUUCGAAAAAGAGACUUAUAUUAGUUUAAUAUAUGAUAUAAUUUUAUUACCAAAAAAACAAAAACAUUAUAGACGAUAUUAUACUUUCAUUUUCUCUUAAAAGAAAGCACAGAUUCUCACUUUGGCUUGCAGCACUGGAACAUGUUUGAAAGCCUGUUUUAAAUUUAUUUAUUAGGAAACAUAGAUUUCCUUAUCAAUCUCAGUGAAUUUACUAGAACUUAUAAAAUAUUUUCGAUCACCUAAUUAUGAAAGUAUAUAAAUAGUACAUUUUAAUAUGAAUUUAUCCUUUUUCGAUUGAUUUACCAAAAUUCAUAUUUUAGCCAUAUUUUAUGCCAUAUAUAUUGUAAACUUUUCUAUAGAUUUUAUAAUUCACCAAUGACGAAGUCCCAGAGAUUUUAAAUGUCAUUUGCGGUGCUUUGCAAAUUUCACAUUCUGUUAUAAAUAGAUUUAGUAAAAAUUUUUUUGCACAAAUGAUUUCUAUAUAAAUAUCAGUUAAUUAGUGUAAUUUUAAUUGAUUGUAUAAUGAUAUAUUAAGCUUCGAUAUUUUCUCAAUAUUUGUUUUUGUGCUAAAAUACUUUCCUGUAACUGGACUUGUGUACAGUGUUAUCCAGAAAAGAAAGUGUAAAUUAUUUUUAAAUAUCUUUGUAAAUCUUGAGGUAUCUUUCUGUACGAUGUGCAACUGCAUGUCAUGCGAUGAAUUUUGUAAUUUGAAAACCAUGCAUUUAAUUACUGUAAGUGCCAGAAAAUGUCUAUAAAUUUCAAUCGACUCUGAAAACACUCUUAAAAUUUCCUUAUUAAUCUAGAAAUAACACCAUUUGGGCUAAUUUCAUAUUCAUAUAGUUACAUUUCCUGGUUAUCUAUACACCUAUAGCAUAGUCUGGUGAAUUUGAUCAGAAAGAUCUGUUCAAUUCACCAGACUGUACCGGGUGUCCCAAAACAAACUGGACAUGCACCGUUUGAUUUCAUGUAACGUAAAAGCUAUAAAAGCUAUCGCAAUGAAAUAAAGAUCAUUGCAUUCAGAAAGGACUAACGUAGAUUUUGAUAUGUAGCAUGUGAAUUUACAUGCAAUAUUGACUGCGCUAUUGAUGUUUGAACGUUGAACCGUUGUUUUUGAAGAUGACAAAUAUUAGCAUAAAACAACCUUAUAAUUACCUUAUAAUAAAUAUUUCUAUUUUGGUUGUUCAAGUGUUACAUAUCAAAAUCUAAAUUAGUCCUUUCUGAAUGAAAUGAUCGUUAUUUCGUUGCGAUAGCUUUUAUUUCUUUUACGUUACGUGAAAUCAAACAGUAUCCCCUUUUUCCCCACAUUUUUUUUGGACACCCGGUAGUAGGAAAUGAGAUAAAAUAACCAGGAAAUUUAUCCAGGAAUAUUAAGUUAACCCAAAUAGGGUUAUAUUUCUAGGUGAAAAAGGAAACUUUCAACCAGAGUGUUCUUAGAUCGUAUAUGUCACCAACAUCGAAUAUGUUUGCGGCACAACCUGGCAUGCAAAUUGGUGUACAUGCAUCCUCGGCCCCAGGGCCUCACGGCUGAUACCGCGUUGCCGUGAGGCCCUGGGACCGAGGAUGGUAUACAUGCAGCAUUAGCGUUACAGAAAGAACUUUAAUUUCGUUUAAUUCAAUUAAAGAUGAUGCUAGUCAUAUAGUUUAAAGAUAACUUCAUUUAGCCAAACCUGGUCGGUGUUCAGAACAUGUAAAAUAUUCUUUCAUUGUCGUUAAAAUAUUCUUGUUUAUAUCUUCACUCCAUGCCAUGUCUCUAGCUAAUUCACGAAUAUGUACUCGGGAUUGGUGGAAUUUAUCUUAGCUAAAUGAAUUUGUCUUUAAAAGUGUUUAUUGUUUAUGCAACGAAAAUUCAUGAAAAUCUGUUUCAAAAGUAUUCUGACAUGAUAUUUAUUGAUUUCUUACAUGUACUUCAUUGAUAUUCUCGUUUUAUAUGCAAAUGAAUGCAUGCUCAUUAUCGUCGUGCCACACAAACCUAAGAAUCUAAAUAACGAAACAAUUGCAACAAAGAGCACCUAUAUUAUCUACAUCUAAAUUAAUUGUUCUAUAUAUUCCAUUGUAUUUCGGCGAUUUUUGAAUUAUUCGUUGCAUAAGCAAAUUAGAGUUAUAGUAUAUAUAUAUUAAUAUAUUGUAUUGGAUUGUAUAUCUUGAUGUAAAUUAGUUUUCAGUUUAAUAUACAUUCUAUUUGUUUAAGAACUAUGAUUGUUUACUAUAAUUAUAUAUACGAACUAUUUAAAAUUGUUCAUUAAAUAAAAGUCUUAUUAUAGAAAUUAAGUGUCGCAUAUAUUUGGCUGUGAUUUGCACUAAAAAAAUCAUGAUACAUUCAGAUUUAUAUUCUUCUUGCUUAUUGGUUAUAUUUUCCCGCCACGUUCUCAUGUCCGGAAUUCAUGACGUCAUUUCCGUCCAGCAUAACUUCCUAUAUUUUCAAUUGUACUCGGUUUCAACCGAAACCAUAUUUACUUAAAUAUUUACACAAAGUCUCGUUUGUCAUAUCUGCGCCCUGAAACACUUAAUUAAUUAGGGCGCUAUGUUUAAAAAAGUGUUGUUUUUGUACAGAUAGAGCAGGGUCGGACUACGACUUUUCACGCAACAUAUACCGCGUAAACGUACAGUCAUUUCACUUGAAAAUCAGCGCAAGGCAACCUAUCUAAGCCUGGUUUAUACUAUGAAAGUUAGUUUGAUAAAAAUAUAGUUUAUUUGGGUAUAAAAUGUACUUCAAACAUUUUCACUACAAGGGAUUACAACAAUUUGAUGAAAGAAAAAUUUUGACAGUGUAAACCAGGCUUAACACAUACAAUUAGCCAUUCCGAAGUUGAUGAGUGGACUGGGCACGAGUGUUAAAAAGUGCCCAAAUUAAGAAAUGAACUAAAUCACUAAAAAGACCACCUCAAAAUUAGUAAGUAUACAAAGUUUGAAGACGUUUACAUGAAUACCCUUCGAAUAAUAAGCUUUCGAAAAUUAUGAAAUUACUGAUUAAAAGAUUGUUUUUGGCACGCGCG
Paramuricea clavata is the source of this 11960-nucleotide messenger RNA. Lineage: Eukaryota; Metazoa; Cnidaria; Anthozoa; Malacalcyonacea; Plexauridae. The record is from the annotation of a GenBank genome assembly.